AUGGUCCUGUCGUGGGCUGAGAUGUUGAUGCUGACUCAUAGCCUCACAGCCGAGCAGUAUGAGGUAGACGACUGGAGUGGCAUCAUAAACCUGAUCGAGGUCAUCCGACUGCAGGCCAGUGGACCCUCGGAAGCCAGUCGCGCUCUGAGGAAGAAGUUAAAAUAUGGAAACGUACAUCGCCAAUUGCGGGCACUCACGAUCCUAGACUUCCUCAUACAGAAUGCCGGGGAGAGGUUUCUCAAGAGCUUUGCCGAUGAACCCCUCCUAGAACGCCUGAGAGUCAUCGCGACCGACCCCCACACCGACCAGGCAGUCAAGGACAAAUGUCAACAGCUAUACUCCCAGUGGACAGUGUCGUACAAGGGUGUUGCUGGGAUGGAGCGAGUCACCGCGCUUUACAGACAACUCCCCAAACGCAAGAAACCCGCCGGCGAGCAACAUUCGAAGAUCCUCAAGGAGCCAGUCGAGGAACCUCUAGGCCACUCCGUUUCCAUCGUCGCAGGGGACGGCCCAUCGAAAGCAUUAAACUCAAACUCGCCCACCACGUCUAAACAAAGCAGGUCAUCCUUCAUAUCUGGGAGAAAGUUUAAGCGGGAUAUGGAUAAACAGACGGCAGAUGCUAAAGAUGCACGCAAAGCGGAAAAGGGUCAUGCCAAGAGUAGAACAGCUUCUCCUGAGGAUAUCCGUGCCAUACAGCGUGCUGUUGUGGACGUAGGCUUUACCGUGUCCCGCCUAGAGGACGCACUGAAGCUUGUCAACCGCGAGAAACAACGAGUCAGCGAAGUUCAGGAUGUCAUGAUACCUGUUAAACGAUGUAAAGAGCUACGGGUCGAACUCCUGAGGCUUCUUCAUAAAAUCGACGAUGACGACUACCUUGGUAUCCUUAUCCACAACCAUGAAGAGCUGGUGAAUGCCCUGUUGGCCUUCGAAGUCAUGGAUAAAAGCGUGGACGACGACAGCGACAGCGAAGAGGAAUCAGCCAUCCAGCCUUCCGAGUCGCCCCAUAGAAACAACCAAACGUCACCGCCCGCGAAGCCACCGCGUCCGCAGGCAGAUCCUAGUCUGCAGGACAAGUACAAAGAUCUGGAGAGCGAAAGCGAACAAUCGGAGGAUGACGACGAUAUUGACAACCCCUUUGGCGACAGGAACGCCAUUAGCACCCCAGCCUUGGAGAAGCCUGGAAUGACCUGGCGAGAAGUGUAG
This is a messenger RNA of Arthroderma uncinatum, 1203 nucleotides long. RefSeq names its product VHS domain-containing protein. The record is from RefSeq and is a predicted model, not a curated record. Bases 1 to 1203 code for a protein of 400 amino acids. Lineage: Eukaryota; Fungi; Ascomycota; Eurotiomycetes; Onygenales; Arthrodermataceae. Gene Ontology annotation, cellular component: actin cortical patch. Gene Ontology annotation, biological process: endocytosis; actin filament organization; actin cortical patch localization. The transcript has 4 exons. Gene Ontology annotation, molecular function: phosphatidylinositol binding; ubiquitin binding.